Messenger RNA from Amorphotheca resinae ATCC 22711, 2706 nucleotides. Its product is annotated as glycosyltransferase family 1 protein. Gene Ontology annotation, biological process: carbohydrate metabolic process. Lineage: Eukaryota; Fungi; Ascomycota; Leotiomycetes; Helotiales; Amorphothecaceae. Gene Ontology annotation, molecular function: UDP-glycosyltransferase activity; hexosyltransferase activity. The transcript has 7 exons. The record is from RefSeq and is a predicted model, not a curated record. The coding region runs from base 1 to 2706 and encodes 901 amino acids.
AUGGCCAAGGGGAGAGACCCGGAACAGCCCGUUCCAAAGCGCCAGAGAACCCAGCAGGAUGGCGACGGCCAUGUAUUCGUCGCCAACGAGGGCUCCCACCAGAGAGAGCAAGUCACUCACGGCGGCCGCGUCGACGUGCACCUGACCGAGCGCGCUCAGCGACAGAUGAACCACCUGCAGAAGAGAGCGCAAUGGUCCGUUCCCAUGGGCCAGGAACUGACCAAGAAUAACCGGAACUACGAGGCUCACUUCCAGGAGCUGCUGAAGAGGUACUCUGGUGUCCCGCGUUUGAACAUCGCGAUCCAGAUCGUGGGCUCGAGGGGCGAUGUCCAGCCCUUCCUGGCUAUCGGCCAGAUCCUUAGUAAACCGCCGUAUGGGCAUCGGGUGAGGAUAUGCACGCAUCCGGCGUUCAAGGAGUUCGUGGAGGAGAAUGGGCUGGAGUUCUUUUCCAUAGGGGGCGACCCCGCGACGCUGAUGGCGUACAUGGUGAAGAAUCCUGGACUGCUCCCUGGAAGAGAGAGUUGGAAGGCAGGAGAUGUGGGGAAACGCCGAGCGGAUUUUGAGGCGAUAUUAGAAGGAUGCUGGAGGAGUUGCGUUGAAGCUGGGAAUGGUAUGGGGGACGAGACGGAUGAAACCACGGCGAAGUCGCAGAACCUUGCGGAGUGGGCGGAUCGUUCUUUCAUUGCGGACGCUAUCAUUGCGAAUCCUCCUAGCUACGGACAUAUCCAUUGUGCAGAGAAGCUGGGCAUUCCGCUACAUAUGAUGUUCACGAUGCCAUGGUCACCAACCCAGUACUUUCCACAUCCGCUUGCUGCCCUCGACGGAGAUGAGUUUGAUCCUAAGCUUGCCAAUUACAUGUCAUAUACUGUAAUGGAACUGUUGGCAUGGCAAGGACUUGGCGAUGUUAUCAACGCAUUCCGCGUGAAUACGCUCCGCCUAGAGGCAAUAAGUCCUCUUUGGGGUCACAUGUUAAUCUCAAGAUUGAAAGUCCCUUUCACAUACCUCUGGUCAUCAGCCCUCAUACCCAAACCCCCCGAUUGGGGAUCUCACAUCAACAUCACCGGAUUUCCCUUCUUGAAAGCAGCUUCAAACUAUAAGCCAGACGACGACUUAGUCGAAUUUUUAAAGGCUGGGCCGCCUCCCAUCUACAUCGGGUUCGGAUCCAUCGUCAUUGACAAGCCUGCCGAACUUACGAAGAUCAUCUUUGGCGCCGUGAAACGAACAGGCGUUCGAGCUCUGAUAUCGAAAGGAUGGGGCGGGUUAGGAGAAGGCGAUGCCCCCGAAGGCGUCUUCCUCCUCGAGAAUUGUCCGCAUGACUGGCUCUUCCCACACGUCUCGUGCGUCGUGCACCAUGGCGGGGCUGGCACCACCGCCAUUGGGAUUAGCUUGGGUAAACCAACUAUUAUAGUCCCCUUUUUUGGAGACCAGCUCUUCUGGGGCUCCAUGGUGUACCGUGCAGGAGCGGGCCCAGAACCCGUGCCGUAUAAGAGCUUGACGGAGGAGAAGCUCGCUGAGAGCAUUACUAAAGCCCUCGGACCCGAUAUUCAAACAGCCGUCAAGAAGAUGAGCGAGAAGAUUGCAGGCGAAGAUGGAUGUGGUGAGGCGUCGAAAUCUUUUCACCAAUGGCUCAAUUAUGACUCCAUGCGCUGUCUGCUUUGUCCAGACAAGGUCGCUGUAUGGCGCGUGAGGAAGACAAAUUUGAGACUGAGUGCUUUGGCCACAACGACACUGAUUGACAAUGGGCUAUUGACAUUGCGCGAAGUAAAGCUAAUCAAACAUAGAGAUUGGUAUAUCGACGAAGGAGCCAGCAACCCGCUCUCUGGAGCCGUGGCCUCCAUCACCCUCACCCUCGUCAACACCUGGAUCAGCACGCACACCUACAUUGAAAACCUGGCGAAGCUCCGUCACCAGAAGCCUAGUUCCAAGUCUGAGGACUCUCAGUCCGAACCGCAACCAGAAAUCCCGGAUUUGGAGAGUCUACCUGUACAGUUCCCAGUCCAGGCAGCAAUGUCGUAUCCCCCGGAGAUUCUCGAGUCGAUGGCGUAUAGGAUGGCCUCGAAGACGCUCCCCAGUAAAAGGGAGCGUGCAAAGCGAGAGAAGAUGCAGUCCGGGACUCCCGGUUUGAAGGUCCAGAGGUCGAAAUCCGCUGCCAGUAGUGCAUCACGCAGAAAGAAGCACGGCAAGGUGUCUGAGGCUGCUAUUCAGACAGAGCGGUUUACUGUCUCUAUCAUUAGCAUCGGCUUCAAGGCUCCUAUUGGGUUCUUUUAUAACCUAGCGAAUGGCUUCAAUAAUGCCCCAAGCUUCAUUCUUCACGAUGAGACAGUGAGGAGGAGGGACAAAAUUACCGGUUUUGGGAGUGGAGUCAAAGUCGCUGCGAAGGGGUUUGUGUACAACAUUUUCGACGGCUUCACAGGUAUCGUCACACAUCCCUAUCGAGAUGCCAAGAAGCAAGGGGUGAAAGGUUUCGGCAAAGGCGUGGGCAGAGGAUUCGGUGGUCUCGUCUUCAAGUCCACGGCUGCGGUCGUCGGACUUCCGGGGUACACUCUCAAAGGCGUCGAGAAGCAGAUGGAGAAGCGCUUCGACCGGGAUCUGAAGGCGAAGAUCUUGGAAGUCAGGAUGAGGCAGGGACUGGCGGCUUUCGAGCGAGCCAGCGAUGCGGAGAAGCAGGAGAUCUUGAAAAGAUGGAAGGAGUAUGGCGUUGAAUGA